GCUGCCCUAAAACUUUAUGCUCUUCCGCCCUCCCUUCCUCCUGCCUGCCAAACCUCUGCUUCCUCUCGUCGCAGAAACACCAAGAGAGAAAGGCGGAGGGAGCAGAGGAGAGAAGACGGAGUGGGCGGUGCCUGAGCCUCGCGAGUCCCGGCCUUAGCGCGAGCGGAGCACUUUGAAGGGAGGGGGCGCAGCAGCAGCAGGAGGAGGCCGGUUCGCCAGCUGCUCAGUGGGUGGAGCCGAGCCUGCGCAGUGUUGGCUUGUUCGCGAGCGAGCUUCGCACUCAGGGGGUGGCCCGGCCAAGGAAAGAAACAAACUGUCAGUGGUUUUUCUGGAGGAAUAAUUUAGCCUACAUGUGCUUUUGUACUUCUUGGAAGAAUGACAGAUGACAAAGAUGUACUUAGAGAUGUUUGGUUUGGGCGAAUACCAACUUGUUUUACCCUAUAUCAGGAUGAGAUUACUGAAAGGGAAGCUGAACCUUACUAUCUGCUUUUACCCAGAAUAAGUUACCUGACACUGGUAACAGACAAAGUGAAAAAACAUUUUCAGAAGGUUAUGAGACAAGAGGAUAUUGUAGAAAUAUGGUUCGAAUAUGAAGGCACACCACUAAAAUGGCAUUAUCCUAUUGGUUUGCUUUUUGACCUUCAUGCUUCAAAUACAGCCCUUCCAUGGAGCAUAACAGUACAUUUUAAGAAUUUUCCAGAAAAAGAUCUUUUACACUGUCCCUCAAAGGAUGCAAUUGAAGCCCACUUCAUGGCUUGUAUAAAAGAAGCAGAUGCCUUGAAACAUAAGAGUCAAGUUAUCAAUGAGAUGCAAAAAAAGGAUCAUAAGCAACUUUGGAUGGGAUUACAGAAUGACAAAUUUGAUCAAUUUUGGGCUAUAAACCGAAAACUCAUGGAGUACCCUCCAGAAGAUAGUGGAUUUCGCUACAUCCCAUUUAGAAUAUAUCAGACCACAACUGAGCGACCUUUUAUACAGAAGUUGUUUCGUCCUGUCGCUGUAGAUGGACAGUUUCAUACACUGGGAGAUCUCCUAAAAGAAGUUUGCCCUGCUGCAAUUAAUCCUGAAGAUGGUGAAAAGAAGAACCAAGUGGUGAUUCAUGGCAUAGAGCCGAUGUUGGAAACGCCAGUACAGUGGCUAAGUGAACAUAUGAGUUAUCCUGACAAUUUUCUUCACAUCAGUGUUAUCCCACAACCUGCAGAUUGAAGUGUCAACUGGUAUGCAUGAGGAUCAGCCUUUGAUUGGAGCAACAAAGUCAACUUCAAGUUGUGUCAGGCUUGAUGAGGGUGACAUGACCAAAAACUUUUGCUGCUGCAAGCCAAACAGGAAGAAAGAUCCAUCAUGUGAUAAAAGGAAUUGGACAGGCUAUAUUUUGCAUCACCCGUGUUUUCUCCACUGCUGUCAUUUAACUUCAGCUGUGACAUAAGAAACUUUAUAAGGCUGCUCUAAGACUUCUGUUUUCUUGUUAAAAAAUUGAAGCUGAAAGCAUGGGGAAUAAGUGGAAAUAAGUGCCACUUUGUAUUUCUUAAUAAUAAAUAAACAGGGGUAUUUUCUAAUGUU
Lacerta agilis (Sand lizard) is the source of this 1557-nucleotide messenger RNA. It is a transcript of the gene ATG5, whose product is annotated as autophagy related 5. Gene Ontology annotation, biological process: nucleophagy; C-terminal protein lipidation; autophagosome assembly. NCBI's taxonomy places the organism in Eukaryota, Metazoa, Chordata, Lepidosauria, Squamata, Lacertidae. The record is from RefSeq and is a predicted model, not a curated record. The coding region runs from base 376 to 1203 and encodes 275 amino acids. Gene Ontology annotation, cellular component: cytoplasm; Atg12-Atg5-Atg16 complex; phagophore assembly site membrane. The transcript is spliced from 8 exons.